UUUCAGGUUUGAACAAGAAACAUCAGUUUUCUUCAUUGCUUGCUGGUACCACUAGUUUUCCACUCAAUUUUCUCUCGUUACCAAAUACACCAAAAUUGUGUUUUCUCCUCCCUCUCUUCCAUCCACCAACUUUCAUCCCAACCAAACCCAGGGUCUUUUUGCAUUUUACUCAAUUUAAUACUGACUAGGCUUCUCAACAAUCUUAAAUUGCAAAUAAUUGUGGCAUACAAAUUUGGUAGCUCAUUUGUCCUUUCCCACCCCAAUUGUGAGAAAGGAGAAGAGACUGAAAGAAGUUAUGGCAGCUGAUGUGCCCGUAUCACUUUUAUUGGGGAAAUUACAGAAGAUGCGUGACGAGGAAAGAUUUGUCUUUCCAGGAUUGGGAAAUCGUGUGGCUACUGCUGUCAAUGAACUAGAAAAGAUUUUGCAUAUCCUCAAAGCUUCGAAGCCAAACCAUGAGAUUAUCAGUGUCAGUCCACAGGAGACCUCGCUUCUGCACAGAGUCAGUAGCAGUACUCCCCAGGAUGCUUCGCUUCUGCGCACUAUUUACUCUGCAGAGCACUUCACCGAAAGUUUCCUUCUACAAAGGAGACGAAAGGGCGUCAUUCACAUUGAAAUGCCACUGCCGUUUUCACCAUGGACACAGCUAUGGUUCAGCUUCAAAAUGAUGAAGUUAGUGCAGGGCGUGAGAGCUGUAUCCAUGAAAUUUGGAAACACGCAGGGCCAGCAUACAGCGUUGCCGGACAGACCAGAAAUACAUGCAGGACAGCGCUGCCGCCGCCGCCACGGCCUUGUUGGGGAGCUUGUAACUCGACUGAUCUACGAUAAUGAGGCUAGCCUCCGUGUCAUUUCACUGGUUAGAGAGGAAGUACAAGGCGAAGAAAUAUGUUUUACAACUUUAGCAAGGGAAGUUUAUGACAGACUAGAUAUUCAGCUGCAUUUCAAGUCUCGAGCCUGGCUCAAAGUUCCUAGAGAUCCUGAAUAUAAGAAUCUAUUGCUCGCUUUGCUAAAACAGCUUCCAAGUUGUGUAAUGAAUGACUUAGAGCAUAUGAAUGAGAAAGAUCUGUGCGCUAUGCUUUUCCAGUUUUUAAUGGAGGACAGGUUUCUUAUAGUCUUGGAUGAUGUCCAAACUGUUGAUGUUUGGCUCAAGCUUGUCCGUCCAUUUGCUGAUGCCGUGAAUGGGAGUAGGGUCAUUCUCACUACUCACAACAUAGAUAUAGCAAAGCAAGCUGAUCCAUGGAGUUCUCCGCUUGAACCAAGUCCAUUAAUUGAGCAGGAGCCGGAUGUGAUUGUUGUUGGACGUGAAGAUGAGAUAAAGGAGCUUGUAUCUCGACUGAUCAAUCACAAUGAUGAUAGCCUCCGUGUGAUUUCAGUGGUCGGUGAUAAAGCAGCUGCCGAUGAAGCAUUUGGCAAGACUGCUUUGGCAAGGAAUGUUUACGACAGACUAGAUAUUCGACAGCGUUUCCCAUGGCGAGCCUGGCUCCAUGUAUCCGGAGACCUUGAAUAUAAGGAUCUUUUGCUCAUCAUACUUAAACAGCUUCCAACAAGCGAAUUGAAGGACUUAGAUCUUAUGGGAGAGGAAGAAUUGUCUGAUAUGCUUUUCAAGUAUUUAAUGAAGCACAGGUUUCUAAUUGUCUUGGAUGAUGUCCAAGACCAACCUGUUGAUGUUUGGCACAAGCUUUUCCGUUGUUUUGGAGAUGCUGUGAAUGGAAGCAGAGUUAUUCUUACUACUCGCGACUUCAAUAUAGCAAUCCAAGCUGAUCCGUGGAGUUCUCCACUCGAAUUAAAGCCAUUAACUGAGGAGAAGAGUUGGUCAUUGUUCCUGAAGAAGGUAGGCAGAUCAGAAUAUAAUAAAGAACUAAACAACCUCAGGGGAGAUAUUCUGAGAAUAUGUGGCGGUUUGCCUGUAGCAAUCGUUCUGCUGGGAGGGGUUUUGUCAGCUCUAGAUUAUAAGGAGUGGUCAAUGGUGAUUGGGCUUGCUGGAGAACGAAGAGGAAGUCAAUCCGCUCUUGCAAAUAUCGUUGAUUUUGGCUAUGAUCAACUUCCAUAUGUUUUAAAGCCCUGUUUCCUUUAUUUGGCUCUCUUUCCUAAAGCCUAUGAAAUCCCCAUACGGAGGCUGUUGCAGUUGUGGCUUGCCGAGGGAUUUGUUCAAUUCAUACCUGAUGGGAGAAUCCCUGAAGAUGAGGCCAAAAGAUAUUUGGAAGAGCUAGUGUGUAGAAACAUGAUUGAAAUAGCGAAAUGGAAAUCAGAUGGAAGCCCCAAAACGUGUCGAAUGCCAACUUAUCUCUAUGACGGUUUCUUGCCAAAGGCUAAUGAUAUAGGAUUUCUUCAUGUCCACCAUUGCAAGUCAGAAUGUACAUCCAAAGACUCACCUGAGUCUUACAUUCCAAGGCUUGCAGAUAAAUUUCGGGUGGAGUCUUCUACUUCGAAAUCUCACAUUCGACAGCUACGUUCCUAUGUUUCUUUCAACUCCGAGAAACGAGAUACAUCCAACAGUGGAAUUGGUAUGUUUCUUAAAACAAUGAUUAAGAGAAGAGGUUUUGUCCUGCUGAAGGUGCUUGAUCUAGAGGGUGUCUACAAACCUUUGCUACCUAAGAAACUGGGUAAGUUGCAGAAUUUAAGGUACCUUGGCUUACGAUGGACUGGCCUUGACACAUGUCCAGAGUCUGUUGGGGAUCUACCGUGUUUGGAGACUUUAGAUUUGAAAUAUACAAAUAUAACCACUUUGCCAAGUUCCAUUUGGAAGGCAAAGAAGCUUCGACAUCUCUAUAUGAAUGAGAUGUGCAUUCAGAAGCCACCAAAAGAGUCUUUACCUAACCUUCUGACAUUAAUGGAGCUCCAUAUUGGUGCUAAUUGCCCCUAUAAAUAUAAACUGGACAAGUUCACUAGCCUUAGAAAAUUGGGGCUGACAUGCCAUUCAAAAUCAGCAUGGGAAACAGCCAAGUGCAUCUCAAAACUUGGCAACCUUCAAACCUUAAAGUUGAAAUCAAGAGACCCAUUUGGUCAACCUGUAGAGCUCGUGUUGGCGCCUAUGAAGGAACAUCUGUCUCUCUCAAACUUAUAUUUGUUUGGAGAGAUAAAGAAAAAGGUUGACAUAUAUACAUGUAAGGAACAUCGGUUUCUGUCAAACUUACAUUCGUUUGGAGAGACAGACAAAGGGGAUGGCAGAGUAAUUCCUGUGCCACACCAAAAGGCACAAUAUUGGCCACAACUCGCCCAUAUGACGAGUUGUGGUUGGUGGGGUGCUGAUAGUGUUGUGCCUUUUGGUGUGGCACAAGAAUCUUUGGAGGAUGGCAUACAUAACGUUCCACGAAACCUCAGAACUCUUACACUGUCGAUGUCAGGACUAGAAGAAGAUCCAAUGCCGGUGCUAGGGAAGCUGCUGCCUCAGCUGAACACCCUCAGGCUUUUUGCUCGCUCUUAUGUAGGGCCGAAAAUGACUUGUCAUUCUACCCACUUUCCUAAGCUUCGUGUCUUGAAAAUGUGGAAUCUAGAGCGACUAGAACAAUGGAAUGUGGAGCAAGGUGCAAUGCCCCAACUUGUAGAGUUGGAACUAAGAUGUUGCAAAAAACUUAAAAGCUCAGUUGGAUUAGAGAAGCUGGAUUCCUUGAAGGAAUUGAUUUUAACAAACAUGCCGCAGGAUUUUGUAGAAGAUAUUAGAACAAGGAUGGGCGGAGGCAUAUUAGUCACGAACAAGUGGGAAUUUUCUACUUUACAUGAUUAAAGCUAAUGGAGGCUGGAUUCUAGCGCUGGAAUACUCUUGGACACGAUGGAGUCUCUGGAGUGCAAGAACAUGACCGUCAUUCAAACCUUAAACGUGCUAUUGUUGACAAAUGGUUGCAAGAACACGAUCGUCAUUCAGAGUGAUCUGGAUUUUCCUGAGAUUGUUUCUGCAAUUACUAGAGUGAGUCAACCACUGUUGGCCUUGGAAUGGAAGAUCACAAUGAUUUCAUGAGUUUUCUUUUGAUUUUCUUGUCAAAAAUGAAAUUUUUUUCUAAGGGGACACCAAGUGUACUGAAAUUUCUUGCAAUAUUUGAGUUGAAUAA
Molecule: messenger RNA, 4043 nt
Organism: Quercus robur (English oak)
Lineage: Eukaryota; Viridiplantae; Streptophyta; Magnoliopsida; Fagales; Fagaceae
Product: disease resistance protein RPP13-like
Exons: 2
Coding region: 296-3721 (1141 amino acids)
Biological process (GO): defense response to other organism
Molecular function (GO): ADP binding
Source: RefSeq, a predicted model, not a curated record